GAGAUAUUCAAGACAUGACUCAGUGAGAGACGGCAAGUGCAGCAGCAGCAGAAACAUUUCUGCGACUUGACAGUGCUGACAGUAUGUUUUCUGUUGUACUGCACGGAUAGCACUCAAAGACCUCCACACGUAAUCACGAUGGAAUUUGCUUGUGCGUUUGUUUAUGUGCCACCGUCACCGAGUCAGAAGGAGCAACCCAAUCCAAACAUCUUCAAACGCUCAGCUCUUCUUCCUCCUGUUAAUCGCAUCCAUCCUCGUCCUCGUUCUCCUCCUCCGCCUCCUCCUGUACCAGGGAAUCCGGCAACAGUCAAACCACCAAAUCCUCCGCCUCUUUCUUCAAAGCAAGAGUCAGAAAAUAGCAAGGACGUGACGGUCUUGAAGAAUUCUGUUUUCUACGAUAAUGCUGAAAUUCACAUUAAACUGGACCCAUUUUCCUCCAUAAUUCCUCAGCAGACGUCUUCUACUAAGACAGCUCUUCUUCCACCUCAUAUGAAACCCAGGUCAAAGUCAUGUUUCUAUGACCAGCCACUCAUGUACCCCCACACAGUCAAUCAAGAAUUUACCUAUGAUUUGCCAAAAAAAGAGCCGGAUUUCAAUGCACAACCCUGGGACCCAAAUUAUGCUUACAAUGUACCAGAAGGCACUGGUGGUGAGGUGAGCCUGCCAGCUGAUCCUGGCAUUGUGUCAUCACCAGCCCCAGCCAUCCCUCCAAGACCUGAAUUUAUGAAUUCAAUCCCUGAAUACCUGAUGCUGUUACCUUUACCUCCCUCACCUCCUUCAUCCUCUCAGAAGUCUCCUCCAUCCCCAGAGCCUACUACUAAAGGAUCAGCGGCUCUGACAGGAAAUCCUAAUGUGGUUCUUGUCAGUUUAGGAAAGUUACUCUCAGAGGAAAGCGUCCAACCCAUGCAAGGAGAACCCAGCUUUUGCUCCUGCUGUGGCUCUGUUGUGGACACCUGCUAUGACAAUGUGGUUGAUGAGUGUUACUUCUGCAGUUUUUCCAGCACACCCAGUUUACUACAGAGUCCUCUAAAUGGUUACCAAGACAACCUUUUUUUGCUCAAUCCCAAUGAAAAGCCUCUGUGUGAUACUGAUCCUCUACUGCUCUUCUGCAUUGAUGUGUCGGGCUCUAUGGGAGUCACGUGCCAGGGGAUGUCAGGAGGAGAGCGGACUGUGUACAGAUCCCGUCUCCAAUUUGUCCAGGAAGCCGUGUCACAGUGCGUUGAGAGACUAAGUGAACAACAACCUGGCACAAGAGUGGGGCUCGUCUCCUUCAACCAUCAGGUGACCAUACAUAGCUUUGAUAAUUUCAGCUCACGUUGCCUGAGUGGGGCUGAGCUGAUUGAGAGUCUCUAUUUGAAAGAGGUUGCAGCCACUUUCCCCAGUCCACCUCCACUUUCACAGACCAAGGACUUCUUACAGAGUCAAGUUAUGAGCUUGUCUCCAAAUGGUGCCACCGCACUGGGUCCAGCUGCUCUGCUGGCAAUUGCAAUAGCCUCCAGACAACCAGGCUCAAAGGUGAUUAUCUGUACAGAUGGGAAAGCCAACACAGAGUUAGGAAAUCUAGAAGAGGACGACAAUAAUGCUUGCACUUCCAUCUCAUCCACCAUCUUCUACCAGGAGCUGGGAGAGUUUGCUGCCAAUCAGGGGGUGACCGUGUCUGUGCUGUCCAUAGAGGGAACAGACUGCAGGCUGGAUGAACUGGGGAAACUUGCUGAUCGUACUAGAGGAAAAGUGGUAAUAGCCAGUCCCAGCAGGCUGCAUCCAGAGUUUGAGCAGAUUAUUCAAAACCAGACCAUUGCCACCCACUGUGCUGUAAUUUUACUGCUGCCCAAAUCAAUGUGCAUGAAGGGAGAGAAGGAGGCUGGACACAAGGUGACCAGAGAGGUGGGGAAUGUGGACCCACAUACGGAGAUCACCUUCCAAUUUAGAGCGAAUGAACAGGACUCAGAAGUGCCGCCACCAGCCUCUGGUAGCCGUGUGUCCAUCCAGCUGCAGAUCAGAUACAGGCAGAAGAACGGACAGACCAUGCUCAGAGUGUUAACUACAGACCGGGAUGUUACUGAUGACAGCUCGGCAGUCCUGUCCUCUCUGUCUCUGGCCAUCAUUCAGCUCAACUCGUCACAGGCCAGCGCCGCUCUGGCUGUCAGAGGCCGCUUCCUCGACGCCAGGAGGGAAGGAGAGAUGCAGAUGCAGCUUAUUGAGAGAGCGAUAAAAACCCUGUCCUUUCAGACUCACAGCCUCUAACGGACGCUGCUGCAGCACUGUUCUACACCAUGAAGCAGAGCAACAGGAAAUCUAUCUCACUCAAGAAUGAGCACAAGCGCUAGCUGACUGUCCUCCUUCACCUUUUACCUCGUUGGAAAGCAACUCAAGUCAUGAAUGACAAGGCCAAACGCUGCAGCUUGACUGAUUAUUGGGCUGAAUGAAUAUCCUCCAAAUAUUUCACUGUAAAUAAUGCAUUACAUUAUAUCACACACCUCAUUUCUCAUGUUAAGUGUUUGGGAGUAUUUUCCCAGUGCUACAUGGUGCACAAAAACUGCUGAGACAGUUUAGUUAUAACAGUGUUUGACACUCUCGCUGCAGCUGAGUUUGUGCACGGAUCAAAACACCAAGUAAAAACCUGAUUCAGAAACACUGAAGCCAACACCCGGAUCCUUUAUGUCAGCAAAAUAUGUCUCACAGCACAUAUUAAAAAAAGCUUUAAAAAAGGUUUUGAGAUUUUUUUUUAUAUCAGUUGUAGUCUAUAAUAUUCCUUAUAACUAUAUAGCUCUGUUUAGAUAUAAUAAGACAGAAAACUAAGUAAAUACAAAACAAGACUGAACACGCAAUAACCAUGCCUGAUAUAGAAACCAAAGCAUAAAUAGGCAUGCGCUUCUCCAAAGCGGCCCUCAAAUUACAAAGGCAGCCUUCUUUGCCACCUGUGUAUUCAUCACCGAGCACCCAGGUUCCAAGAAAGCAGCACAAACAAAAACCAGGCUUCAAGUACAAAUGCACACAGCCAUGCUGAGCAGGUAGAAGCUUACGGUACCUCUGUUUUUGUGAAAGUCUAUGAUCAUCUUGCCCCUGGUGUCCGCCACCACCGCCUGAGCCUCCAGCUCCUCGUCUGCCUUCAUCCUGGAUCUCCUUUCCUGUGCCACUGUGUAGAGGUGGGAGGUGAACAGGUCCAUGAGCAGGACAGAGAUGACAAUCAGGACAAACGUGAAGUUCCAUGUCACCAUCAUGGGCUUCUUAAGUCGUUUGUUAAAACAGGCAUUUGUUCAGUGUUUGGUGCUGUUGCAGGUAAAAGCAGCAUCCAGUUUGGUGAGGGGCAGCUCAGCAAGGAAGAGGAUAGCAAGUCGGAUGCACAGAAAUCCAAACCACAGGGAGAGCAGAGGAAUCCACCAUCAUCCUUAGGAUGGGAUGAGAUGUUAUAAUUGCUGCCAUUGUCACUUCUGCACAAAAAUGUAAGUCAGGAAGCUGGUGAAACAUAAACCCCGCUGCCAUAAUUAUAGGUGAGCAAUUCUGACAGAUCAUUUCACUUUAUGCUGCUCUCGAUAGAUUGUUUCUGUAUCUAACUUAAGUCUGUGGUAGAGCUUGACUCCAAAGUCAAUAACUCGCUCUGCCCUACACAUUAAAGGGUUUCCCAUCAUAAAAUGUACUCCAAUAUGAAAUGUACACAUGCACAGAAAAACCAACAAAUCUCCUACAACUUGCAACAGAUGCAUUACAGUGCAUCAAGCAUAAAAAAACACCCUUUGUAUACAUUAACAAAUGUCACAGCAAACAUAUGCAGCCCUGUUUGUGUCUAUGCAUCUUGGUGUAUAACACUGCUGUUAAUAGGAGUCAAAUGUAGCACAUAAGAGAGUUUACCUUGAAGGGUUGCAGCCCACUAACGGAAUGCAAUCACUGUGGCUUUUAUGGGUUCAAGAAACAGCACUGCGACAUGCACGUUACAGUUUCUCACCAAACUAUCUGCUGAUACAAGCCUCACUUUGUUUUUUGUGCAUGUUCAUCAACACUAAAACAGCGAGUGUGCAG
This is a messenger RNA of Archocentrus centrarchus (flier cichlid), 4017 nucleotides long. Its product is annotated as circularly permutated Ras protein 1-like. The coding region runs from base 139 to 2244 and encodes 701 amino acids. Gene Ontology annotation, biological process: intracellular protein transport; COPII-coated vesicle cargo loading; endoplasmic reticulum to Golgi vesicle-mediated transport. The record is from RefSeq and is a predicted model, not a curated record. NCBI's taxonomy places the organism in Eukaryota, Metazoa, Chordata, Actinopteri, Cichliformes, Cichlidae. Gene Ontology annotation, molecular function: zinc ion binding; SNARE binding. The transcript is spliced from 20 exons. Gene Ontology annotation, cellular component: endoplasmic reticulum exit site; COPII vesicle coat.